UCCUUAUCAAGUAUUAAAAUAGAGGAGGAAUAACUCAGCGAGGAGGGCCUGUCGACCAUCUACGCUAACCCUAGCGUUUCCGCUGCUACCGUCGCCAACGUCGCCGGCCGAUCACCUCUUCUUUGUCCUUGCCGCGGGCCGCCAUCUCCCUUUCCUGAAGAACUGGCACCCCCGGGAGUCUGUUGAAUUGGGUUCCUAUAUCGAUCGAUCGAUAUGGCAACUGAAUCAAAGACUAGUGCUGCCCGCAAAGUUGGUCCGAUGGUUCCUCCAGCUGAGAUUUUGCAUAAGGCUUCUCAAUUUAAACGCUGGGGCAGGAAAUAUCCCUUCCUUCGAUAUGGUCUUCCACUCAUUUCCCUUACAGUGUUGGGAUCUGUUGGUCUUGCGCAUCUCAUACAAGGCAGCAAAGAAGUAAUAAAAGAAAAAGAUGAUCUGGAAUGGGAGAUUAUCGAAACCACAAAAGCACUCACUCGAACCGGCCCCAAGGACAGCUACAAGCCUAGCAAGCUCUCUUUGGAGGAGGAGCUUAAGGCUCUGCAACAAAAGAUUGACAUCAGCAAUUAUGAGUACAAGAGAAUUCCCAGACCAAAUGAAGGGAAAGAUAGCAAGAAUUGAGUAAAACAAACAUGAAUUGCGACAUCUUCUCGAGUCAUAUCUGUAUGAAUGAUACCAACCAUCUACUUAGAGGGACGACAUAUAUGCCUGCAUGAAGGAUUCCAGACGGGGCUCCGUCAGGUCCACCGUCUCAUCGUCCGAUGAGCGCCAACUCCGACCAUUUGAUGUCAGCAGGAUCAGCCUCUCCAUGUGCUCAGCUGAUACAGCCAGCUCCGGUUUUGCUUGGUGGUCACCGCAGGAGUCUCUUUCAACUGGCAUUGGCAAUGAACAUGGAUUAUGGCAUCUCCCGGAGACUGCUCGAUUUGGAUCCUUCCUUUCAACUGCAACUUCUGGAGUUUGACUUCCGCUGGUGCCGCGAAUGCUGUGAGAGUAUGAACUCUGAAUAGUGCAAAAGAGAACCAUUUAUAUGAACCUUUGGAAGUAAAGAAGAUCUACGUACACAGCUUUACCUUUGGAAGCAAGCAAAUAAAGGUGUUACAUAACAUGAACAUUGGUCAUAUAUCAACCAAUGUUCAGUGUGAUGUAGCCUGUUACAGAUAUUGCAAGUAAAUGCAUAAUCUGGUACUCUAUCAGCCAGGUAUCACAGUGAUCUAUCUAUUUAUCAAAAGUUGCUUAUAACUA
Messenger RNA from Musa acuminata AAA Group (dessert banana), 1233 nucleotides. RefSeq lists its product as uncharacterized. The transcript is spliced from 5 exons. The record is from RefSeq and is a predicted model, not a curated record. NCBI's taxonomy places the organism in Eukaryota, Viridiplantae, Streptophyta, Magnoliopsida, Zingiberales, Musaceae. The coding region runs from base 214 to 612 and encodes 132 amino acids. Gene Ontology annotation, cellular component: mitochondrial membrane.